AUGGUGAAAAUGACAAAAUCCAAAACUUUUCAGGCUUACCUGCCAAAUUGUCAUAGAACUUACAGUUGUAUUCAUUGUAGAGCACACCUAGCCAAUCAUGAUGAAUUGAUAUCCAAGUCAUUUCAGGGAAGUCAGGGGAGAGCCUACCUCUUUAACUCUGUGGUAAAUGUCGGUUGUGGUCCAGCAGAAGAGAGGGUCCUUUUAACUGGUUUGCAUGCUGUUGCUGAUAUAUACUGUGAGAACUGUAAAACCACGCUUGGCUGGAAAUACGAGCAUGCCUUUGAAAGCAGUCAAAAAUACAAGGAAGGAAAGUUUAUCAUUGAACUGGCUCACAUGAUAAAAGACAAUGGCUGGGAGUGA
This is a messenger RNA of Staurois parvus, 360 nucleotides long. NCBI's taxonomy places the organism in Eukaryota, Metazoa, Chordata, Amphibia, Anura, Ranidae. The record is from the annotation of a GenBank genome assembly.